Molecule: messenger RNA, 1844 nt
Organism: Amoebophrya sp. A120
Lineage: Eukaryota; Dinophyceae; Syndiniales; Amoebophryaceae
Source: the annotation of a GenBank genome assembly
AGGAGAAGUUGAAGAAGGUUCUAUCCGAUCGCAAAUAGAACUUUACCUGUUUUAGUAGUAAGCCCCAACAACUCAGCAUAAGCUCUACCACCACGAGAGCUACAUAAAACAGACGCCACAAGAAGAAGUAAAUUUCUGCUCUGCGCCACAAAAACCUAUUGCAGUAGACAACGAAAUCGGAAUCCGCCACGUGACAGCAUCACUCUUCAUCACUACAUUCAAAUUUUCUUCACAACCAUGGACCACCCGUCUCGCCGAGUGAUGAACACCCACUCGUCUGCCCCGGCAGCGACCCGCGCCGCUCGGCUCCUCGCCACGGCCGCGAAGAUUUCGACUGCAGGAAUCGUGGUCUCCGCCAGCCGGGCUUCUCCUACUCCGUCCGAUUCCCCCUCCUCUGCGUUGGAAGUUUCGCAGGGAGAAGUGGUCCAGGAGUACAACGGAUCAUCUCCGGAGCAAGUACAAACUGCAAACGCCGCAGCUGGUGGUCCCGAACAUCUUCAGACCAAGCCGCUCUAUUACACGUCUGGAACUCUGAAAGGCCGCGAAGCCUAUGACCACAUGCUCUACUCUGACACGGACGAGUUUUUCGCGAACAAUGAGCGCCUAUGCAUUGCAAAUAUGUCAUCUGGGUCUGGAAAACUGCAACUUGUGAUGCGGAUUCUGGAUCUGGAACAGGCCAAAAAUCUGUAUUGCGUAGUCAGCAAAAGGUGCCCAAUUUUUGUCUCUAGAAGAGGGCAUUGGUCAUGCGGAAUAGGCAUGGAGAAGCUGCCGCAGAGUUUGUCAUGCUCUGUGUGCAUUCCAGACGUUUUUGUAGAUGUAAAAAAUGCAUGACAAAUGUCUGACUUCUUCCAGACCCAGACAUAUUUGCAUUUGAUAGCGCCAAAACAUCGACUACACAAGGAGUGGUCCUCGGCUUCCACACGGAUCAUACGGGAACAGCGCGUUUGCCAACACGUGGCUCACAUCAACUUCCCCCAUCAGCUACCUGCAGGGCCUGUGGCACCGGACCCUGUACGCAGGUGCUGGAACGUCGAACGCAAAACAUGGCGACAACGAGGAGUCCUGCGGCCCGGAGGAGCUGGCUACAACCUCUCUGGCGAGCAAAAGUCCGGUGAAAGCAAAUUUCGGAGUCGUGACAAAGUCGCCUUCCGGUGAACUCCUCCGAAAACAGGAUGUCAUGGAGGAUCCGUUUUACACCCUGGCGGAGGCGUGCAUGCGGGAGGGGAAAGAAUCCUUCGCCUGCAAGAAAAUGUACGGCUACAAGAAGGAUGGGGACGUCUUCGAGGACGCGGCGCAGGUUUUGUAAAAAAAGGAUGGAUCAUGUGAACUGAUCAGUUUCAUCAAUAUCACAUGGCGUACGUCAUUUUUGCACUGUAAGUUCUACGAACUUUCGCGCUCACAGCAGCAUUUACUCCCCAGCGUCUGUUGAAAGUUACUACGGAGAGCGAGUUUGCGCUUGUACCAAUACACAGCUCAUCGCAUUUUUGUAAAAGAAAUUCAAGCUAUUUUCAUUUUGGCGUUUUGCGCAUAAGCAUGUUUCUAAUUUGAUUUUGUAGCUCAAAUUUUUCUUCUGGAAUCCUCAUACAUUCCCAUACUAGCAGUACCCCUGCGCCGCAUUGCUUUUCGAUUUUGCAGAUACACACGAGGAAAGAUCGUUCUUCAAAUAGCAGUCCCCUUGCAUGCAAGAGAGUUGUACAACGAUAUUAAAGUAGAGACCAUCUUCAUGAGAACAGCACAACCGCAAGCCCGGUACAUGUUUCCCAUUCCUUUGUCAUGACAUGCAUCUUCAACAGCUCGGAUUUAAGUACCACAUCCACUGUGCAAGUUUAGAAUUUUGAACACAU